This is a messenger RNA of Aspergillus ibericus CBS 121593, 1353 nucleotides long. RefSeq names its product FAD/NAD(P)-binding domain-containing protein. The record is from RefSeq and is a predicted model, not a curated record. NCBI's taxonomy places the organism in Eukaryota, Fungi, Ascomycota, Eurotiomycetes, Eurotiales, Aspergillaceae. The coding region runs from base 1 to 1353 and encodes 450 amino acids. The transcript has a single exon.
AUGCGUCUCGCCGCUCUCCUGGCCACCGCGUCCCUGGCUCUCUCUACAUCCACCCUAACCCGGGACGUAGUCAUCCUCGGCGGCGGCUCAACAGGAACCUACGCCGCCGUCCAACUCCGCUCGCAAGACAAAACCGUCGCGCUCGUCGAAAAGAAAGACAAGCUCGGUGGCCAUGCGGAAACCAUCUACCUCCCCGACGACCAAUACGUCAACUACGGCAUAGAAGGCUUUUUCAACAACGACCUCACCAAAACCUAUUUCUCCCAACUAGACGUCGACUACGAAGCCCUCCUCCCGGGCUCCCUCCUCACCAACUACGUCGACUUCCGCACCGGCAAGCCCGCCCUCCCCGGCGACGGCAUCCUCGACACCAUCACCGGCCUCCUCCUCUACCGCGCCGCCAUCGCCCAAUUCGACUCCCUCUCCACAGGCGCCUACUAUCUCCCCGACCCCAUCCCCGAAGUCCUCCUCCGGCCCUUCCAUGAAUUCGUCUCCGCUCACGCCCUCCAAGGCGCCCUCACCCUCAUCUUCGAAUUCGCCGAAAACGUCGGCGACCUCCUCAACACCCCGCUCCUCUACGUGAUCCAAAACUUCGGCAUCCCGCAAAUCGACGCCCUCCUCAACGGCGGAUACAUCCGUCCCAAAAACGGCACCGACACCCUCUUCAACAAAGCUGCCACUUACAUCGGCCCGGAAAACAUCUUCUCCUCGACCACAGCCAUCUCUACCUCACGCAACGAAACCGGCGUGGAGGUCCUCGUCCAGAAUACCAACGGCACCCAGACCCUCAUCCGCGCGAAUUCCCUCCUCAUCACCUUCCCCCCAACCCUCUCCAACCUCGCAUUCCUCGACUUAUCGUCAACCGAACAAUCCCUCUUCUCCAAAUGGACCCACAUGCAAUACUACGCCGCGACCAUCACCAACACCGGUCUCCCAGAUGGGAUCAAUAUCGCGAACGUAAACCCCGAUAACCAACCGGGGAGUCUUCCCCUCCCCCCCUUUCAGUGGGAACUAGAGUAUUCUGGUGUGCCGGGGUACUUUAUGACGAAGAUCGUCGCGCCGGCAAACUUUACCGCCGAGGAUGCGAAACAGCUCAUUGUGGACAAUUUGAGGAGUAUGCGUGAUGCAGGGACGUAUGAUACCACUCAGGAUCCAGAGAUUGCGGCGUUUGCGUCGCAUUCGCCCGAGACACUGAUGGUGGGGGUUGAGGAGAUCAGGGAGGGGUUUUAUGAUAAGCUGCAUGGGUUGCAGGGGAAGAGGAGUACGUAUUAUACGGGGUAUACGUGGUGUACGGAUUAUUCGACCCCGUUGUGGAAUUUUACGGAUGCGGUGGUGGGGAUGAUGCAUUUGUAG